GGAGCUUGAUCCUGCGGGCUCGGAGGUGCCCGUGAAUCAGGCUGCAGGCACGUCCAGGGCGGCGGAGCCAGCUGAGAGCUAGACCCGCCACCUGCCCGGCACACCUGGGAAGUUCUCAGAUUUGUGCCUCUGCUUUUGAAGAUACCAGCAGCACCUGAAGGACGUGCGGAGCUGAAUGGCAGAGCCUUAGCAGGCACAGGCACAGCAAUGGCACGCUCGGCAGACAGCGGCUGCUCCGCACGCAGGGUCUGAUGGUGCUUCCUCAGCACUGCCUUCCGAGAAGGAGCUGCCUGGAAGAGGACGCGGCAUCUCCCUCCCCACUUCUCACCCCGUAGCCCAGCAGGGUGACGGUGCAGAUUUUCCAGCCCGGUUACUCGGCCGCAGGACCGGAGUUUAGUGCGAUCCAGUUCGGGUGUUUGCUGCAGCCCUCUGGCUCUGUUUUCACAGCUCUCCCUUCCCCCAUGGCUCGCCGAUCUCAAAGCUCCUCGCAGGGGGACAACCCGCUUGACCCUAACUACCUUCCCCCCCACUACAAGGAGUAUUACCGCCUGGCUCUGGAUAUACUCACCGAAGAGGGCAAAGAAAGUUACGAACGCUUUCUGGCAGAGGAGGCAGCCCCCGAUUUCCUUUGCAACUCGGAGGUGGAUCACAUCCUACAGAACCUUCAGAAGCCCCAGUAUGCCAAUCAGGAAGGUAACACAGACGCGGCGGGGGACAACGACGUGGAUGGAUCCUCCGGGACGUACUGGCCCAUGAACUCAGACCUCGCCGUUCCGGAGCUCGACCUGGGCUGGCCCAUGGUCUUUGGGUUCAGGGGAACAGAAGUAACAACCCUGGUGCAACCGCCGCCCCCCGACAACCCCAGCAUCAAGGAAGAGGCUCGCAGGAUGAUUCGAGCUGCUCAGCAGGUGGUAGCCAUAGUCAUGGACAUUUUCACUGACGUGGAUCUGCUGUUUGAAGUGCUGGAUGCUGCUGCUCGCAGAGUCCCCGUGUACAUCUUGCUGGAUGAAAUGAACUCUCAGCUUUUCCUUGAUACAGCUGCUAAAUGCAGAGUCAAUCUGAACUAUGUGGAGUUCCUAAGGGUGAGAACAGUUUCUGGCCCAACCUACUACUGCCGCACGGGGAUGUCUUUCAAAGGACACGUGAAGGAGAAAUUCCUCCUGGUGGACUGCAUGGUGGUGCUGAGCGGCAACUACAGUUUCAUGUGGUCUUUUGAGAAGAUUCACAGGAGCAUUGCACACAUCUUCCAGGGCGAGCUGGUGGCCAGCUUCGACGAAGAGUUCCGAAUUCUGUUCGCGCAGUCAGAACCUCUCGUUCCUCCAGCCAACGUCUUGGCAAAGGCAGAGAACCCCUUUGCCAUGACUCCCUUCGGCAAUAACGUGCCGUUCUUCCCUAAAAAAGCACCCCUCAUGUUCCAGAGGGACGACAACCUUUUUCCCUCCUUCAUGGACAGAGUUGAUCCAGACCGCUACUUCCUGUCCAACUUCCGGCGCGAUGAUUUGUUGCGCCAUACCGUGGAGGGGUCAGCCAUGCGAAUGUACAAAAAGGUGGAGAUGGAGAAUGCUCAGAUGGAUCCCGUCAGGGGUUUUCUCCGUUCCAAGCAGCUGGAGUUGGAUGCUUUUAAGAGACACAGCUUUGCAGAAGGAACGUUUGAAAACUUUGCUUCUUCUAAGCAAUACGCCAGGCAGAUGUUCGUGAACAACAUGGACGAAUUUAAAAUCCAGUCCAGCCAUUUUCAGAAGGAUCAGUUCUACCAGUACCAGUUUGAACACCCCCACCUUCCUGGCAGACCCCAGGGAUUCUUUGACAGAAUACGAGGCGGGAGGCCAGGAUUCAAUGAGUUGGAAGAGGGAGGGCCUCUUCCCUAUGGAGAGGGACCCAGAUACCCCGAACUCGAAUCCGGUUUCCCACAGGAGGGUUUCCCCUUAAGGCUGGAUUACGUGCCUUCGAAUUCUUCCCGGGAAGUGAGACAUGGCUCUGAUCAGCUGAACCCUGCAGGCAACGGCCCGAUGGGAAUGAUGCUGAGACGGCAGAAUAUAGGACAGAAGUUUAUUUGCCAGACUUCUCCUACGCAGAAGCAAAGCCUGGAACAGCGGCUGUUCUUGCAAGACAAAGACGAGGACCAAGAUCAGGACAAGAACACUCAGGAAAAUAGAACAGGUUUACGCAACUGGAGGAUUUCUUCGUACCUCAGCGCGUAUCAGUCGGAACCGGAAGAAGGCCUCCCGAUGCCCAUGGAAUCGGAAGCCUAUAAUGAUGUUCUUGGGGAUCCCCUUGCAAAGCACCCCACUGACCUCAUGCCAGCAUUCAAAUCCCCCGUGUCUUUUAAUAGCAAGUCACUGGGGGUUGAAAGCGCCAAAGAAUUUGCGGAUCCUGAAAGAGGAGGCGAAGAAACACCUCUGAUGAAACAAGACGCCUUUAGGUCCAGAAUCAAUCCCUUGAUCCAGAGGAGCUCCAGACUCAGGUCCUCUCUGAUUUUCAACGCUGCCAAGUUAGAUCAGCCUAACGCAACGGUAGAGAAGGUUCAGAUGAUCCACAAGGAACAAGUGUCCAAUGAACUGACAAAGGACAACGAAACCGUAAAGACGGCCACCUCGUCCAAAGUGGCGGAGCUUCUAGAGAAGUACAAAGCUGUGGGCAAAGACGCCGAGCGAGCUACAGUCACUCACACCAAAGCCGUUUCUAGUUUUCUCCAGGAGGAAUCACAGAACACGGAGAAGAAAUGUACCAAAUCCGUGCAAUACAAGAUUCUGGAGAGCAGAGUAUUGGAGUCCAAAGACUCCUGCAGUGCUUACAAGAUGCACGGAGAGACUGACAGAGCGUUUGGAAUGGCUUCGUCGGCCCCCCAGCUCAUCGAUGCUUUGAGUAAAGAUCCCUUAGCACACCUGGGCGCUAAAGUGGACAAACUGUCGUCUCGGUUUUACCCUAUAGAGAAUAAACCCGCUCUUCCAGAGAAGGAGAGCCUUAUAUUUGUAGGAGAUACUCAGAAAUUGGCUCUUCCAGAAAAGAAGGAACGAGUGACGUUCAAGGAAGACGCUGAAAAAUUGGUCGGUGCAGAACUGAAGAAACCACAGGGGAGGAUGGGCACCACAUCGGUCAUCGAAAACCUGUCUAAAGGUCCAGGAUCCGACAGCUCCCUCAAUAAAUCCGAGGAAGAGUGUUCAAAGCAGGAGCAAAACACAAUGGAGUUUUUAAGGAAAGGAUCCCUGCGGUUGAAGCAGUUUCUGAACCCGAAAGGUGAAAAGAAACUGGAGGAGGAACCCAGUUGCGAGGUGGGAAAGUCUGACAAACAGCCCGUGGGUCUCAAAAGAUCUUCCAUAGGCGACUGCCAGGAAAUGGUGGUGGAGGAAGAAAAACCCCAUAAAUUCGCAACGCCGCUUCCUCCCAAAAGCAGCCAAGCGACGCAGGGCAGAUUUCCUUCAUCCACAGCCAACAUUCUGUACAGCAGCAACCUCCGUGAUGACACCAAGGUGAUUUUGGAGCAAAUCUCUGCUAACAGCCAGAAGAACAGAGCUGAACUGGCCAAGCAGCUGCCAUCCACCAGCAAUCCCGACAUUUCUAAGUCAACCAUGAGCUUGGAAAGGAAAGCCGAGAAGGAGAAAAGCUGCAACAUCCACAGGUCGGAGAGCUUUGGGAGCCAGAAGCGAAACGUUCAGCGGCAGCCAUCGGAGGACAGAGACACGCUGCUGAAGAAAAUGGAGAACAUGCGGAAGGAAAAGAGGGUGUACAGCAGGUUUGAGGUCUUCUGCAAAAAGGAUGAGCAUACAAGUCAGAGCGAGGAGGAGUACGACGCGGACGCCAAGGACAAGAAGAUGGGGAAGUUCAUGCCCAAAAUCCUGGGCACCUUCAAGACCAAGAAGUGAUCAUAGGAGCGCUGUUGAGUUCCGUAUCGUCACUGACUGGCAAAGCCGACGAGGGAGAAACACGUUUAUGACGGCUGCGAAGCUCUUGGAGGUUGGCAAUGUGUUCAGCAUUACUCCUAUGGCACAGAUGGCCCCGUAGAGUCGCGUGGUAACAGGGAACCUUGUGACAGUAUAUUUAAAAUAAAAUGAUUAAAUUGCCAAGGCGCUUACCAUAAUGAUGUCUCUUUAUCUAACAAUGAAUCUAGCAAAGAAACAGAAACCAAACAAACAAAAAACCAAUGCUUGAGUUGAGUCAAUGAAAGCAAAGCACAUGUGUUGUUUCUCAGGUGCAGGUUUUGUUGCUUUGCAUUGAUGGCCGAGCUGAUUUGGGAGCUCCCUUCUUGAAGAAUGAUAGACACAAAUACACGAGUAUUUUCCCUUAGGUGUGACUGUGGUCUGGUCUGCCCAGUUUUCCUGCUUCCUGCUUUAUCAGCCUGUUGGUUAAGUGUUAUUAUUGCUUUGUUUUCUUGUGUGCAAUGGAAGUAUUGCAUUGCAGACCGAGCUGAGAAUAGCAGCUGCACGGCCAUAAAAGAGGAAAGUGACGAUUAAUUAAUGGAGAAAGAGAUGAUUUCAGAAUCAUCAUCGCGCUUUUCAUCUGAGUGGAGAAUUUCAGCCAUUACAGUUAAGCAGUGAUUUAUGUAAUCCUGAUCCAUGAGUGGAGAAUUGCUGUGAAAUUACACUAAGUUCGUUGAACAAAGGGGGGGGAGGGCUGUUAGCAUCUUUGGUCCAAGAUCAGAAGUGCUUUACUCACAGCUUCCUUGCAGGGCCUUGGUAUCAGGCUGAGCACGCGGUAUUGAGCACAGCCCGGAUCAGUCAGCGAUUGCAAUUACAGACCAACAGGUUUGUGCUGACGUGUGCUGUUGUGAUGGACAGAAGGGCCAGGAAGCAAUCGGACACACGGCUUGAGUUUCCUCUUCCCUCAGCUUGGGCUGUUCCCUAGGAUUGCCAAACUGGGAUCUGACUUCGUUUUCCUUCAUUUUCCCUGGCUAAGGAGAUGGGAGAGAAGAACGAUUACUGUGUCCAGUUUUGGGCCCCUCACUGCAAGGAAGAUAUUGAGGGCCUGGAACGUGUUCAAAGGAGGGCAAUGAAAUGGUGAGGGGUCUGGAGCACAGGGCUGGUGAGGAGAGGCUGAAGGAGCUGGGAAUGUUCAGCCUGGAGAAGAGGAGCUCAGGGCAGAGCUCACUGCUCUCUAUGGCUGCUGAAGGCAGGCUGCAGGGAGCUGGGGGUCGGCCUCUGCUCUCGUGCCAUCAGUGAUGGGAGCAGAGGGAACGGCUUCAAGCUGCGGCAGGGGAGAUUCAGGCUGGACAUGAGGAAGAAUGAGGUGUCAGAAAGGUGGGCAGCACUGCAAUGGAUGCCCAGGGAGGUGGGGGAGGCACCGAGCCUGGGGGUGUUGAAGGAAAGGCUGGAUGCUGUGCUGAGGGCCGUGGUUCAG
Molecule: messenger RNA, 5334 nt
Organism: Lagopus muta (rock ptarmigan)
Lineage: Eukaryota; Metazoa; Chordata; Aves; Galliformes; Phasianidae
Gene: SACK1H
Product: family with sequence similarity 83 member H
Exons: 6
Coding region: 462-3863 (1133 amino acids)
Biological process (GO): intermediate filament cytoskeleton organization; positive regulation of cell migration; protein localization to cytoskeleton
Cellular component (GO): keratin filament
Molecular function (GO): keratin filament binding
Source: RefSeq, a predicted model, not a curated record